Phalaenopsis equestris is the source of this 602-nucleotide messenger RNA. Its product is annotated as methionine aminopeptidase 1D, chloroplastic/mitochondrial-like. NCBI's taxonomy places the organism in Eukaryota, Viridiplantae, Streptophyta, Magnoliopsida, Asparagales, Orchidaceae. Gene Ontology annotation, molecular function: metalloaminopeptidase activity. The annotation marks the transcript as partial. The transcript has 4 exons. Gene Ontology annotation, biological process: proteolysis. The record is from RefSeq and is a predicted model, not a curated record.
GUAACAAAAGAAUGCUUGGACAGAGCAGUAUCAAUCUGUGCACCGGGAGUGGAGUACAACAGAAUUGGCAAAGCAAUAAACGAUCGUGCAAAUAAAUUCAAGUUUGGUGUAGUUCGGCAAUUUGUUGGCCAUGGCGUUGGACGUGUAUUUCAUGCAGAACCUGUUAUUCUACAUUUCAGAAACAAUGAGCGCGGGCGCAUGGUAUCUGGCCAAACUUUCACAAUUGAGCCCAUGCUUACAAUUGGAAGCACAAAGCCUGUAGUUUGGUCUGAUGGUUGGACCGCUGUAACUGAAGAUGGAAGCUUAUCAGCUCAAUUCGAGCACACCUUACUAAUCACAGAUAAUGGUGCAGAAAUAUUAACCAGAUGUUGAAGAACAGGUCACUCAUAAGAUAAACAGUACAGUGAUGCCCAGGUAUAUGCGUUGUAUGUUCCUUCUGUAUGGCUGGCCUGUCCUUGAUUUGUGUCAUCAUGUCAUUUAAUGGGCAAUUCAAUUUUUUUUAUUUUUUUUCGUCGUCAAAAAAUACUUAUUUAUUUGGUAUCAUUUCGGCUUCAAAGCGUUAAAAUUAUCAAUUUAUCAUUUCCUCUUUUGUUUGGAGUUUG